AUGCUGCAAGCUUCACUCAUUCUCCUCGCUGAGGUGCGAAUCUGUCUGCCGUCAUCACGAAGCGUGGCUCGGAGGCGCUCUGAACUUGUCGAACUCUUUCCGGUCCAUGAGGCUAAAGAAAUUGGCGCACAACUCGACGGCAAUUCAGGGUGUGAUGGUUGGGUUCUGAUCGUUGGGACUCCUGUCGGGAAAGGUCCAGGUCUCGAUGCCGAAGUGCUGCUACGUAUAGAAGCUGGGGAAGCCCUGACGGGUUUUGAUGCCCCGGUCGUCUUCCUUGGUGGACGUCGCGAUUCGAUUCGUGCAGUUGUGGAGAGCGAGGUUGCAGGACACCUGGCAGCCCUCGCACUUUCAGCCUUACCUCGAGAAAGAGUGGACUGGGUGCAGCCUCCUUCCUCUAGCUCGCGCGGUGUCGCAGGAGCUCUGGGCAGUCAUGGUCCGGAUCGGACGCAGUACUCCUUGCAGACCUCGACAGAAGCAGGGCUUUUGACGAUCCCACCACCGGCCACGAUGUAUGUGCCGGGCAAAGGUAGCUGCCACAGUAUGCCUCAGGAAUAUGAGAUGGGAGUUGCACCAGCGGCGGCUGCAGUAAGGCAGCCAAGCCAAACCCCUUUUCAGCCAAGAGUUCGGGUGGAGACCACUUCGACUGCCGGUGCGCAGGCGGUUACUCGCUUCAUCUUUGACCUCUGA
Messenger RNA from Symbiodinium sp. CCMP2592, 687 nucleotides. The record is from the annotation of a GenBank genome assembly. NCBI's taxonomy places the organism in Eukaryota, Dinophyceae, Suessiales, Symbiodiniaceae.